UGCCGCUAACAAAAGAAAAAAGAAAUUACAAAGAGAGGGAAACAGGAGAGUUGGAAAUUGGCGAGAUUGUGAGAGCAUUUCUGUUGGCUCCUCCUUUGAUGUGAUUAAAUUGGAGUAUCUCCAUUGAUUUGGCAGCCUGUAAGAUCCAAUUCAUCGUGUUCCUUACUUUCCAUGUGGUCUUUUUUUCCCGCAUCGAUGAAGACAUUGGAUGACGAUUAGGGCAUCACUCUCCAGAAUUAUUCUCUUGAAAUUUCGAUCUUUAGCAAUCCGAAUGCCAAGAAUUAAGGCUUUCUGGCUUCAGUCUCUAAUGGGUUUGAAGCUUGGACAACAGCAACAGCGGCAGCUUAAUUAUCUUUGAAAGCUCAAUCAGAGUUGAUUUUGAUGAAUUCUUUGGGGCGCAAAGUCCGUCCAGAUAUUGGCUGGAUUGAGAUUAUCAGUUGACAUAGGGAUUGUCUGCUCAACUGAGGUUGGAUGGAGAAGGAGCUGAUGCAGGUAUUUCAUAUUUGCUCCACAACAGACAUGCAAAGAUUCCCCAUUGCCCCCCAGCUGAAUUCAGUGGUUUAUCAGGUCUGGAAGGUUUUCUUAUGUCUUGGGUUAUUCUCAUGGAGAAAUUGGAAGCAAAAUGGGCAGCUUGAGUAACAUGGCACUUGACAAAGAGAGGCUGGACCGAUUCAGUCUAGCAAUGGCAGAGGAGACAAAGAGCGUAGGGUGAUGGUUCAAUGAAUUCCAACACCAUCGUGCCGGAUCCUCCACAAGAAAAUGUGAACUCUUGGUGGAGGUUGUUUGUAUUUUCAGAAUUUCGACUAAGGAAAAUCAGGAUUUUUACUUGAAGUUAAUGCUCUUUUAUUGAGCAGCUAUUGGAAAGACUUUGAGCUAAAUUCAGCACUCCGGGUGAAGAUCCAGAUGGACCAGACCGGCUUAUCUUCGAUUUGCUCUUCAGGAGCCAGAUUGCAGGCGUUAUGGCUUGAAGUCAGCAGUUGUAGGGAUCCAGGGAUUUUCAAGUUGAUACUGCUUCCAUCUCCAGCGAACCAACAGGAAAUCAUGAAAUAGUGGUAAUGGGUCAAAACACAGCACAAGAAGUUGAGGAGUUUAAAGUAGGUGUGGUUCUUGAUCUGAACAUGUCUAUGGCAAAGGUGUGGUUGACUUCCAUGAACAUGGCUCUCUCUGACUUUUAUGCAACUACUCCUCAUAAGAGAAGGUUGGUUUUCCAUGUAAGGGAUUCUAACAGAGAUGUCCUUGAUGCUUCCUCUGCAGCAAUAGAUUUGAUAAAAAAUGUUGAAGUCCAAGCGAUCAUAGGUCCCAUGGCAUCAGCACAAGCUAUUCACAUGGUUCCUCUUGGAAGUCGAUCUCAAGUUCCAAUUAUCUCUUUCAGUGCAACAAGUCCUUCUAUUUCUCUUUCUCAAAAUCCUUAUUUCAUUCGUACAACACUAGAAGAUUCAGCUCAAGUAAAUGCCAUUGCUGCUGUUGUGAAGGCUUUUGGAUGGAGAAGAGUUGUACCUCUUUAUGAAGACACCGAAUAUGGACAUGGUAUCAUUCCAUAUUUAGUUGACGCGCUUCAAAGUGUCAAUACCAGAGUUCCAUAUAGGAGUGUAUUCCCUGUUUCAGCUUCUGACGAUCGAAUUGUCCAAGAACUUCAUAACUUAAAGACAAUGCAAACAAGGGUAUUCAUUCUGCAUAUGGUCUCGCCACUAGGAUUACGUAUUUUCGAGAAAGCUAAAAAGAUUGGUAUGAUGAGCAAAGGGUACUCAUGGAUUGUUACCAAAGGCUUAAGCUCUGAUUUGAGUUCAUCCAAUUCUUCGGCUAUUGACACAAUGCAAGGAGUAAUAGCUAUAAGGCCAUAUAUUCCUAUGUCCAAAGAGCUUAGCUCAUUUGAAGUGCAAUGGAAAAGAAAGUUUCAGAAAGAGAACCCAGAUAUCGACUGGAAUUUGGAUAUUUUAGGUAUAUGGGCAUAUGAUACAGUUUCGGCCUUGGCAAGUGCAGUUGAGAAACUUUUAAGCACCAGUCCUCGGUUCAGUCAGCAAAAAACAACUUUGAACACAAGUGAUGUUACAAGAUUAGGUGUUUCUCAAAUAGGUCCUGAAAUUUUGCAAGGAAUUUCCAGUAUCAAUUUUAAAGGCCUGAGCGGGGAAUUUCAUGUCGUCGAUAGGCAACUGCAAUCCAAAAUCUUUCAAAUACUCAAUGUCGUAGGCAAUGGGGCUAGAGAAAUUGGAAUUUGGUCACCUUCAAAUGGAAUCAUAAGGGAUAUAAGCUUAGUUGAGACUACUAAAAGCACAUACUUGACAUCAAAUAAAGAGAAAUUACGCCCUAUCAUAUGGCCUGGGAUACUACGGACAUUCCUAAAGGUUGGGUAGUUUCAACUAAUGAGAAUAAGUUAAGAAUAGGAGUUCCAGUAAAAGAAGGUUUUAAUGAAUUUGUCAAGGUAGAAAAUAAUUCUGGUAGUCACUCGGGAUAUAAAGUCACUGGUUACUGCAUAGAUGUGUUUAAAGCUGCAUUAGAUGAGCUGCCAUACGAUGUUCCCUAUGAUCUCAUUCCUUUUCAGGAUAGCACAGGCAAAGCUGGAAGUUACGAUGAUCUUGUGUACCAAGUGAAUGCUCAGAAUUAUGAUGCCGCAGUUGGAGAUAUGACUAUUACAGCCAGUCGAUCAGAGUUGGUUGAUUUUACGUUGCCCUAUGCGGAAGGAGGGGUAUCAAUGGUGGUGCUAGUGAAAAAAGAUAUGAGCAAGGAUACAUGGAUAUACCUCAAGCCAUUGGAGUGGAAGCUCUGGGUAACAACAGGGACCUUCUUUUUUAUCAUUGGUGCUGUCGUUUGGAUUCUCGAACACAGAGUAAAUAGGGAGUUCAGAGGAGGGCCUCAUCCUUUGUAUCAGUGGGGCACCAUGCUCUCUUUCUCCUUCUCAGCACUUGUCUUUGCACAGAAGGAAAGAGUGCUAAGCUCUUUGGGUAGAUUUGUAAUUGCAAUUUGGCUUUUUGUUGUGCUAAUUAUCACACAAAGUUAUACAGCAAAUUUGACAUCCAUGUUAACGAUUCAACGAUCUGAUCCAACCUACACUGAUGUUAAUGAACUUAAGGAUGGUCGGUACAAUGUUGGUUAUCAGGAAGGUUCGUUUGUGUUUGGAAUGCUAAAACAGAUGGAUUUUCAUGAGUCCAAUCUUAUAAUCUUCAAGUCUCCUAAAGAAUUUGACGAUGCUUUCUCGAAUGGUACAAUUGUUGCUGCUUUCGAGGAGCUCCCGUACAUUGAACUCCUCCUUGCUGAAUAUUGCGGUAAAUACAUGAUGGUCGGGGAAAUCCAUCAAAAUGAUGGACUUGGUUUUGUAAGUCUCUUCUUCUCUUUUCAACAAUUCCUAUAGAUUUGAUAUGUCGCAGAUGUCGCUGUAGUACGGUGGUGAAGUGUUGGAAACUCGUCAGCAUGCAUCUAUUGUCAUUGAUCUUGGUUUGGCACUAGUGGCCUCGAACUUGCAUGAAUACUCUUUUGUUCAAAGGUUUUCCCAAAAGGUUCUCCCUUGGCUCCUGAUAUUUCAAGAAAAAUCUUGAGCAUAAGAGAGGCAGGUAAAACGAAAAAGCUUAAACGAGCUUCGUUCAAGACUGAAAGAUCUUGUUCAGACAGGGACCCCUUCGCUUCAUCAAAUAGUCUUACUCUCAGUAGCUUUUGGGUCCUUUUCCAGAUAACAGGACUCUGUGCAGCAUUCGCAGUAAUUGUUUUCUUAUGCGAAAACAAACAAAUCCUGAACGAGCCAAAUUCUACAACCUGGGAAAAAAUCAUCCAUCUGCUUACAAAGUUCUACGAAUAUGACGAGAAUCGCAUGAUCACAUAUUUUGAAUGCAAUCCUGCGUGCAGUGAGCGAAAUAAAGCCGCCGUCAAUGGAGAUCAGCAUGCAGCAGAAACUGUAGAUUUUGGUGAUUCACCUCCACUGGUUGAGAAUUCUCCAUCAAUAAUGGGUUACGGAGACGUCACCCCACAGAAUGGCAACUUUAAUACAGCAAGAAGAAACUCUACAACAUUGAGUGCUGAUUACGAUAUAGAUAUUGGAUAUUUUACACCUACAUCAGAAGGUGAUAGUACAGAAUUUGGAAAUUCUACGCCAGGAGAUGACGAUUCCGUGUCAGGCGUUAGAAACUCAACUUUACACAUUUUAAUGACACAGCAAGUUCAUAGGGAUUUUGAGGAACAUUAAUCUUUAGAUUUUAUACCUAUCUGCACGGAGUUUGGAUUUAAUUUUAAUUCUUCGAAAUUGUUUAUGUCAAAAAUGUCUGUAGAUUUACUGAUUUCAGUUGUGCAGUGUAAUUUUUUUAAUUGUUGAAAUGAUUAUUAUCUUAACUUUUCUAGUC
This is a messenger RNA of Papaver somniferum (opium poppy), 4325 nucleotides long. RefSeq names its product glutamate receptor 2.9-like. Gene Ontology annotation, molecular function: glutamate-gated receptor activity. The transcript is spliced from 6 exons. The record is from RefSeq and is a predicted model, not a curated record. NCBI's taxonomy places the organism in Eukaryota, Viridiplantae, Streptophyta, Magnoliopsida, Ranunculales, Papaveraceae. The coding region runs from base 2312 to 3346 and encodes 344 amino acids. Gene Ontology annotation, cellular component: plasma membrane.